Molecule: messenger RNA, 11128 nt
Organism: Onychostoma macrolepis
Lineage: Eukaryota; Metazoa; Chordata; Actinopteri; Cypriniformes; Cyprinidae
Gene: casz1
Product: castor zinc finger 1
Biological process (GO): positive regulation of transcription by RNA polymerase II; regulation of neuron differentiation
Cellular component (GO): nucleus
Molecular function (GO): RNA polymerase II transcription regulatory region sequence-specific DNA binding; DNA-binding transcription factor activity, RNA polymerase II-specific
Source: RefSeq, a predicted model, not a curated record
GGGCAGUGUGUGUGUGUGUUGCUGUAGGGUCGGGGUUGCUCAUGCUAGAAAGAGAGAGAGAGAGAGAGAGAGAGAGAAGGAGAGACUUGCAGAUCUGGCUGUAUUUACAGAUCAGUUGUCAGAAAAGCCAUUUAGAGGGAACACGUACGUCCCAGCGCAAUGACAGCAGAAGUGCCUGUUAAAAAGAAAAAGACAAGAAAAACAGACACUGAUGGAGAGAGCGAGUGCCGUGAUCUGAGGUCGUCGACUAAAUAACUUGCUUUUGUAUGAAAUACAGUCAGAAGAUACUUACACCGCUUUGCUUUUGGAAAUAAAGCUACGGGCCCCGAGAGGCUGUGCGUUACAGUAAUUUUACCGCAAAAUUGCCUCAAACUUUCUUACACGUGCUAAAAUCAUUCAAGUCUUUUUUCAUUCAUAAACUUCACAACUACAUGCUUAUUGUCAUUUUACAGUGACUUCGAACGUGGCUCAUCCAGUCAGAACUAACCGUUUUGUAAAAUACAUUUCAAGUUAGCAUAUUUUCUGUCAUCCUUUUUUAAUUAGGCUACAAAUCAAAAACAUAUCAUGAUAGCUGUGUAAAAAGUGACAGAAACUUGUUAAACCUGUCUCAGUCAGUGUUUUGUUUGAAGUAUUUAUUUUACUGUUUGUUUAAUUUCGCUCAAACACUGUCAAUUUGCUUUCGUGCUAAUGGUAUUAGCGGUUGGUCCAGGAUAACGUGUCCGGCUGGAACGUUUUUUAUUCUACUCACAGCUGUAAGCAAAUUAAGCCAAAUUGGGACUUUUAUAACUUGUUAUAGAGAAAAAUAGUUUGAUGUAAAACUGGAGCAUUAUUCAAUACAUUGUGAAACAUUGUCUAAGCAUUAUAGUCAUUUGAGUAUUGGUUAGCAUUAUACUAUUCUAGUAAAAGGAAAGUUAUUAUCAUAGGAAGUCAUUAAAGAUUACAAAGACUUUAAAAAAAAAAUAAUGACAUGCUAAGUAAUAUGCGAAAGCAAAUAUGGUCAAUUCUGAUUUCGUGUCAACUUUAACAACACCAGACAAGUUUCCUUAUUCAGCAGGUCAAUGCUUCUGUGUUGAUCAAUCAAUCUUUGCAUGAAUGAAUUGAGAGGCAACACACAGCACCUCUCGUUUGUAUGGAGGAGGGUACAAGUAUCCCUAACACACACACACACAUGGCUCAUCCUCCCAUUUGAAUCCAGUAGCAGGUCCCUGCUCUCAUUCCACAUUAUUUCCCCUGUUCCGUCGACACACCUCGUAUUUAAAGAAUGAUUGUUUUUUAGCUCACCCUUGAAACCUUCCACUUACCAUAAUGUGCAGUUUGAGGCUGUCCGGCCUGUGAUAUUAAUUUGAGGCUUAGUCUUAAAUUCUUCUGUCUGAGUGACUCGUCUCAGAGAGAGAGAGAGGGCUGUCAUUAGAUGUGACAGAGGGUCCGGGCGGGCAACAACCCCAGCAUUAAUACUGCAAUGUGAAAAGUGCCCCACAACUAGGAGCAAAACUUGAAAUUCCUCGCUGAAGAAUAGCCCAAAGCCGUCAAAUCUGGCAGACUUGUGUCAAUUACUCAGAAAAAAGAUUUUUUCCCUCCUUUCUGUUGCCUCUUUUUAUAUUUUUAUUUUUAAAUUUGAAAAGAAGUAUACAUAUAAAUAUGUAUUUAUUAUUUUAUAUCUAUUAGUGUCGCAAAAAUUAAAUUGCAAUAAAAUUGCAAAGAAUUGCAAAAAUAAUGAUUGUUUUCCAACAGGUUUCCUUUCCCCUAGACUGCUAUUGGGUUAGUUGAACAGAUAGCCCCACCCCAAACUCAUGCCAUUGGUUGAGCUAAUCAGGCUGGGUUGUAGUCUCAAAAAGUAAAAUUUUUAUUUAGUUAAAAAAGUGAAAGAUUUCCGCUUGUGUGUGGUAACCAGUUUCAGUGGACUGAGAAGAGUUUGUGGCACAUUAUUACUGUCAGCUGCAGGCACUCACUCUAUCGCUCUCUCUCUCUCUCUCUCUCUCUCUCUCUCUCUCUCUCUACGGGUCUCACUUUAACGGCCUGAGCUCACUGUGACUGACCAGUCUAACUUUCUCCGCUCCGUCUCGCUCAGCCUCGUACGGCGGGAGAUCAGCUUAAGUGGCCCUUUUUUCUCUCGCUCUCUAUCUUUCUUUCUUUCCAUCUCACUCUCCUGGGCCUGUUUUUCCACAGUGGCUGUGGGGAGCAGAGGGUGUUGAAGGACCCCUACUGGUAAAGUGGGUAAACACGCGCAGCCCUGACAUCUGUGCUGCGAGAGAGAGCGAGAGAGAGAGGGAGAGAGAGAGGGAGAGGAGAAGGGUAGAGUGAGAGAGGGCGAGUGCAGCCCAGCCGUAAAGGCGCACAGGGAGAGAAGAGAAAAAUGCCUUGCUUUGUGGAGAGAAUUCCUCCAAAGCAGCAGGGAGAGGUGAGACAGAGAGAGGAGGGCUGUCUCCUGCCAGCUGAGAGGAGUUUAUGCACUGAAAAGACCUCAGGAAAAUCCACGAUGGCCGCCAAAAGGAAAGGUGGCCUAAAGCUGAAUGCGAUCUGUGCCAAGCUUAGCAAGCAGGUGGUGUAUGACGGCAGUUCCCAGAAUGCAGAGGGAGACUCAGAUUUAGUGGACAACAGCGAGCGGGGCAGCUUGCACUAUGAUGAGGGCGACAGGCCUGAAAGCGACUUCCCAGAGGGCCUGACCCUGGGCCAGAGCCUUGAGGAGGACCAGAAACGGCGCGAGGCCAUUGAGAAGUGGGUGAAUGGCGAGUAUGCUGACGAUCCACAGUCUUUAGACAGGGGCGAGCACAGGGGACUCAAACCCAACAAUGGAGACGAUUGUCCCCCUGAAGGCGUCUAUAUGGUACAGCCCAAAGGCUGCAGCGAUGAAGAAGACAACGCAGAAGAAGCUGACACCAUGCCCGGCUCCCAUGAGGGCAGUUAUCAUGAGGACAGGGACUCGGAGGGCAGCCCACACAAGGACGACAGCUACCACCCCACCACUGAAGCCCCUCCUCGCCAAGCCCCCUUCUCCUCACCAGGAGAGGCCUCCGCACUAACUGAUUUCGCCGCCAACACCAUGAAUGAGUUCUUACACAUGUUCGGCUAUGAAGACCAGCAGGGUCGGGAUGAGCUGGCCAAGAAGAUUAGCUUUGAAAAACUGAAAGCAGCUACCUCAGAUCCCUCCUCCCUGAGCAGCGAGGAGGCCACCCGUCGAGCUCGCUUCUCCAAGUACGAGGAGUACAUCCGCAAGCUGAAGGCCGGGGAGACCCUGCACACCAAGCCCGAAGAGCUCAAUUCCAAAAUGGAGAAGAGCACUGCCCUCAUCCAGCCGGCCCUCGCAGGGUCAGAUGCUCAGAUAUUUCCACCUGGAAUGGACCACAAACAAAGCUUGCUCCACCCACCCCCAACCAAUCCAUCACACAUCCAGAACCUGGCGUCCCGUGCCUCCAAGUACGAUUACUUUAUCCAGAAGCUGAAGAUGGGCGAGAGUCUCAGACAGCAGAACGGCAAUUCCUACAAGCGGCCCUCCAAGUACGACUUGGAGAACGUCAAGUUCCUGCACCUCUAUAAGCCCGGGGAGGGCAACCCUGACAUGGGCGGUGCCAUUGCAUUUAAGACCGGCAAGGUCGGCAGGCCGUCAAAGUACGAUAUACGAAACAUUCAGAAGCUCAUCCCUGGGAAGGUUGAUCCUCCAAUGAUGCCGAGCGUUCUCCCAGCUACGUCAGGAACCCCAGGAACACCAGUCAUCAAUACAGCUGCUCCCGCGGGGGUCGUGGGACCUCCCGGUUUGCCCGUAGACCAGGCGGGCCACCUCGGCUUUAACACUGACUUCAUGAAGUCCAGCUUCUCCAAGACUGACUCCAUCACUACUGGAACCGUCUCCUCAGUCAAGAAUGGCCUUCCUCCCGAGAAACCUGCCACAGAGGAUGUCAAUGUGUACCAGAAAUAUAUCGCCAGGUUCUCUGGGAGCCAACACUGUGGCCAUGUGCACUGUGCUUACCAGUACAGAGAGCAUUAUCACUGCAUGGACCCUGAAUGUAACUAUCAGAGAUUCACCAGUAAGCAGGAUGUGAUAAGGCAUUAUAACAUGCAUAAGAAGCGGGACAACUCCCUGCAGCAUGGGUUCAUGCGCUUCAGCCCUUUGGAUGACUGCAGUGUAUACUACCACGGCUGCCAUCUCAACGGCAAGAGUACCCACUACCACUGCAUGCAGGUGGGCUGCAACAAGGUGUACACAAGCACUUCUGAUGUCAUGACUCAUGAGAACUUCCAUAAGAAAAAUGCACAGCUGAUCAACGAUGGCUUCCAGAGGUUCCGGGCCACUGAGGAUUGUGGGACGGUUGGGUGCCAGUUCUACGGGCAGAAGACCACCCACUUCCACUGCAGACGCCCAGGCUGUACCUUCACCUUCAAGAACAAGUGUGACAUCGAGAAGCACAAGAGCUAUCACAUCAAAGAUGACGCUUACGCCAAGGACGGCUUUAAGAAGUUUUACAAAUACGAGGAGUGCAAGUACGAAGGCUGUGUCUACAGCAAGGCCACCAACCAUUUCCACUGCAUACGCCAAGGCUGCGGCUUCACCUUUACCUCCACCAGCCAGAUGACCUCUCAUAAGCGCAAGCAUGAGCGCCGCCACAUUCGCUCCUCGGGCGUGCUGGGCCUCAGUUCCUCCUUCCUGUUGCCCAAAGAGGAGCUGGAAGAGUCCAGCAAUGAUGACCUCAUGGACUACUCAGCCAUUAGCAGCAAGAACUCCAGCUUAAGUGCUUCUCCGACAACCCAGCAGUCCUCCACCAUACCGCACAUGCUGCCCACUCCCACCACCACCAUGUCCUCCAGCCACAGCGUCAAGCCCACUGCCGCUCUGCCUCCAGCCAGCCGUAUUUCCACCCUGCUGUCCCAGGCUCUACCCAGCAACAUGCCCAUGGCCCUAGCACUUUCCAACAGCACACUGGCAGGUGCUUCCAAUCCCUUCUUCCCCCUCAUUCCCAGAAUGCCCAUGUCGCUCACGCCCUCUACCGCCAGUCUGAUCUCUGCCGUCACCUCCGGUGGUCACUCAAUGCCCAGCGAUUCUCUACCCCAGACCUCCACCCCGACUGGGGACCCAGCCGCUGCGACCGUAGCAUCCACACCAACUUCUUUUGCUGCAUCAUCCAUUAUGGAGAAGAUGUCGGCCAGCAAGGGUCUGAUAUCGCCCAUGAUGGCCCGACUGGCAGCCGCUGCCCUGAAGCCCUCCAGUAACCCGGAUGCAGGGAUGGGGCAGCCGGCUCAGGCAGGCCGGUUUAAUCUGGUCGAGGUGAAGCAGGAGCCGGUCGACAGCGCCUCCGCGGCCUCCCAGGAGUCCGUCCAGGAGCACAGCCUGGACCUAAGCAAGAAAGACCACAGCGCUGAAUCAAACGGACACCCUGCGCCGGGAAAUACAUCUCUUUUAUCCUCACUUAUGAAUAAGAUAAAUCCUGGUUUCUUCAGUGCUUUGGAUCUGAAGUCAGAGCUGGAGGGAGCUCAGGCGGCAGACGGCUCAGACGCAGCUCAGUAUCUCAGUAGGGUAAUGAAGAGGUCAAACCCAGAGAAACACAAUGAGCAGUGGAGGGCCUACCUGCGCAGGUAUGACACUGACGUUUGUGAAGCCCAGUGUGAUUUCUUGCACAAGAUACAUUUUCAUUGCCUGGUGGAAGAUUGUGGGGCGCUUUUCAGCACGGUGGAUGGAGCCAUCAAACACGCCAACUUCCACUUCAGAGCCAACCUGAAGGUUAAAUCAGAGCCCCCUUUCAACGAGAGCAAGGAAUCCAAUGAUAGCGCCCCUAAUCAAAUGGCUGCCCCCAUUUCCAUGGCCAAGACGCCUCCCAUGGAGGUGCCCAGUCUGGCUGUGUCAGGGGGCUACAGCUCUUCCCCUUCUUUCCAAGCCUGGAAGCAGCUGGCCGGAUCGAUCCCCCAACUUCCCGCCUCCAUGCCCAGUAUGCCAGCCACUUCCCCUCUGGCCACCACCUCGCUGGAAAACGCCAAGCCUCAGGUCAAGCCUGGCUUCCUGCAGUUUCAGGAGAAUGAUCCUUGUCUGGCCACAGACUGCAAAUACUCGAAUAAGUUCCACUUCCACUGUCUGUUUGGAAAUUGCAAAUAUGUGUGUAAGACAUCCGGGAAGGCUGAAUCACAUUGCCUGGACCACAUUAACCCCAACAACAACCUGGUGAAUGUGCGAGACCAGUUCUCCUACUAUUCUCUGCAGUGUCUUUGUCCUAACCAGCACUGUGAGUUUCGCAUGAGGGGCCAUUAUCAUUGUCUGAGACCCGGCUGUUUCUUCGUCACCAACAUCACCACCAAACUUCCCUGGCACGUCAAGAAGCACGAGAAAGCUGAAAGGCGUGCUGCUAACGGCUUCAAAUACUUCACCAAGAGAGAAGAAUGUGGCAGACUAGGGUGCAAAUACAACCAAGUUAACAGCCACUUCCAUUGUAUCCGUGAGGGCUGUCAGUUCUCCUUCCUGCUCAAGCACCAGAUGACCUCCCAUGCCCGCAAACACAUGAGGAGGAUGCUGGGUAAAAACUUCGACAGAGUUCCUUCCCAGAUGGUCUCUCAUGGCAACCGACCUGAAGAGAUGCAGCACAUGGCCAGUCUAGCUUCGUCCGGUGUGGUAGGCAGCCACUCUAAUCUGACUCACAACUUCUCCAGCAUGAUGGAGGAAAAUGAUGACUACAUGGACUACACCUGUGGAGGAAGCCCACUGGGUCUCUCCUCAGAGUCCUCCAACCAAGACCGCAGUUGCACCAGCACCCCCGUGGGCAAUGAUAGUUCGCCAGCAGGACCAGGCUGUCAGGUCCCUGCCACCACUACCUCUGCUGACUCUCCUCCUUCUUCUCAAUCUGCACCUCCUCCUCCUCCACCUCCUCUUCCACCUCUUCAUCAGCCUGCGUUCCAGAGUCAGCCUCCAUCUCUCUCCUCGGCUCUUCUCCGGCCACCACUCCCCUCGCUCCCAUAUCUCCUCUCCCCAUCCUGUCUGUCAUACUCUCUGCUCAGCGCCUCUCUCGGAGCCACUAGGAGUGUUGUCAUGCCAACCAACACACCAGCUUUCAGCCCCAUCAUUCCUACUUCGUCUUCGGUUAAAAAUGACGUCCCUAUAGUGCAGGACGCUGCAGGUAACACCAUCUCUAUUCCGACGGCAACUGGCGCCAAGAAACGCUUCUGGAUCAUCGAGGAUAUGUCACCCUUCGGCAAGCGCCGCAAGACCGCUUCGUCUCGCAAGAUGCUGGAUGAAGGCAUGAUGCUGGAAGGGUUCCGCCGCUACGACCUCUAUGAGGACUGCAAGGAUACGGCCUGUCAAUUCUCCCUGAAGGUAACCCACUAUCACUGCACACGGGAGAACUGCGGCUACAAGUUCUGCGGCCGCACCCACAUGUACAAGCACGCCCAGCACCACGACCGUGUGGACAACCUGGUCCUGGAUGAUUUCAAGCGCUUCAAGUCUUCGUUGUGCUGCAACUUCCCCGAUUGCCAGUUCUCCGGCAACAGCACCCACUUCCACUGCCUGCGCUGCGGCUUCCGCUGCACAGACAGCACCAAGGUGACGGCGCACCGCAAGCACCACGGCAAGCAGGAUGUGAUCAGCGCUGCCGGAUUCUGCCAGUUCAGCUCCAGCGUGGACUGCGAGGUGGCUGACUGCAAGUACAAGCUCAAGUGUUCGCACUUCCACUGCACUUACCCAGAGUGCAAGCACACGGUGGUGGGCAUGUCACAGAUGGAUUCCCACAAGCGCAAGCAUGAGAAGCAAGAGAGGGGAGAGCUGCCUUCUGUCUCCCCCAACCAGGAUGGCAACCACCACCACCACCACCACCACCACCAUGCAGGCCUAGCCGUGCCCCCAAUGCCCAUGAAUAUGCCCCCGACCUCACCCGGCACACCGGGGCUGACCCACAACAACAUGGCCAUGUACCUCCCUUCGGCAGGGGCCGCCGGUGAGUACGAGCAUCCGGGCUCAGCAGUCAACCUCGACAGCUCUCUGAACCUGGGGACAGACACCAACAGCUCCUUGUUCUUCCUGAAAAACGCUGCUGGGUUGGGCCUCAGUGACUCUAUGGACCUGAGCAGAAAGAUGCACCGGCAGCCGCUGUCCCUGGCCACCAGUUCUAGCCCUGCUGCUUCAAUGGGCCUGAGCAACCCUCAGGACGACACUACCGGCACAUCCGGCGACCCCGAAGACGACCUGUCAGCUGAGGAAGAGCCGAUAGCCGAGGAGGAUGACGACGACGACGACGACGACGAUGAAGAGGAGGAAGCGGAGGAGGACAUGAAUACAGACUCGUAUGAAGAUUCCAUGCCAGAGCCAGAAGUAGACAAAGACAAUGGAGAGAGUUUUGAUGCUUCCAUGAACCACGCUGAGACUUCCCAACUGGAUAAAGAGGAGCCGGAGGCUGAGCCCUAAUCUAUGCUGUAGGAGAACUAUGAAUUCCCUGAACAAACGCAAGUUUGAGUGGCCUCAUUUAUCAUGCUUAGAGACGCGGCAGAUGACAAGAAAACAACCAACUACAAGAAAAGUGAAGGCCCAAAAUGAUUUAUUAUGAUGUUUACAAGAUGACCAACAUUAUUAAUUUAAUUAUGCAUUAAAAAAUGAACAGAGAAAUAGACAGACGAGGCCCUCUUUUACACAUGGGUGGCUAUGUAAACCUUUUCCUACACAUCAGUCUUUUGUGUGUGUGCAUGUUUGACUUUAAUUUAUUCGAUUUCAUUUGUUACUUUCUGUGUGUGGAAAAAAAAAUAAGGAAAAAACAAUCUCUCUAUAUAUGACUAUCUAUAUAAAAUAGAUGUGUGGAUGUUAAUGUACAUUUUAAUUGCAGUCACUGGAUUGCAGGACCCUCUUACCAACCCGAAACAGACGAAAGCGUACAUUGCAGGAAAUCUUUUAUAAAGAAUGUUGCUCAAAUAAUUGAUUCAGAAACACCUUGUGUCAUUAUUAUUAUUAUUAUUGUUAUUGAAGUGCAGGGGCCUGCAUCAGUGCUUUGACUUGUAUGCUUCUCCGUUGAUCAGUUGAUUUUUAUUUUAUUAUUAUUAUUUUUAUUUACAGUUAUCACAGUUCUCACUUAAACCUGCUGUCAUGGUCAGUGGUGUCAUAGGCUCCAUUCCAUGUGGACAUUCGCCUGCAUCUUCAGGACAAACAAACAGUGACUGCAAAGCUUCAGGCCAUAAAGCAUUGAUCUCAGUGAACGCUAGCUCUCACUUGAUUUCUGUUCCUUCUCCUUUUCUCAAUGAGGACCCAUUUGGCAUCGCAUAUUCAUAGUGCACUUUUGUAUAGAUGAGAGCAGAUACUCAAGCCUCUAUUUAAGACAUUUUGUUAUCUUUUACAUUGAUUGCAUUACUAUGGCUUUUUGUUUGUUUGUUUUUGCAUUAUUCUCUAAUUGCACAGGCAUGACCAGAUGAUGUGGGGGUGUCUCACUCUAAAUGGGUCUGUUUCAAAGGCGAGAGUCAUCGCCCCCUGUGUUUCGGAGAGUUUGUAAUGUGAUGGUGCUACUGCCCAGUAUGAAUGGGAGGAGAUUACAGCUAUGUCUUUGUUUUGAUCCACAAAUAGAUGUCCUAAAGUGUCCAUCAAACACAGAGCAGGAGACAAACGUCUCUGAAUGUAGGGAAAAGAUGUUUGUAGGUGUUAUUUUUCUUUCCUUUUCCCUUUGCAGUUUCUGUAGCAUGGAGAAAAAAAAAACAAAAAAAAAAACAAAAAAAACAAUAGUUGCAACAAAGUCUGAGGAUGGAGACUGGCUUUUUCAAGCUUCUUUUUUCAGAAGCAUCAUAUAUCUAUUUCUAAAAGAAGAGGAAACGUGGAGAGAGACUUUUUUCUAGAGGGCUGAAUGGAGGACAGACAUCACAAAAGCACCACGAUAAAUGCUAACGCUGGUGAUGGAAAGUGUGUGAUUUUAUGAAUUGUACAGACAGAAAACAAUGUUUCAAGCUUUUGUUUUCUCUUUACAACAGCUGUGGUUUCGCUCCAAUAAUAAGAAGUUAUUUAAUAUUUAUGUGACCUUGCAAUGAGAAAAUUCUAGGGUGUUUUUGCACUUUUUAGGUUCAUUUUUACCUUUUGAAAUUAUGGCAUAUAUCUUUUAACAGGGAAUUUGCUUUACAAUGUUGUUUAGUUCACUUUGCUUUGAUGCACAAAUAGUCUUCAGUGUGACGAAGAACUGUUGUUCUGUGUUUUAAUUAAGAAAAAAAGGAAAAAAAAAAAAGUUUUUUCUUCGCUUCCAAGAUUGGAUGAUUUCAAUAUAAAACAGGCAUGCUAGAACCUGGCUUGUCUAACGAGUAACACUAAUGAUGACUGUAAUUUAAAUGAAUUCUAUACAGAGGAAAUUAUUGCAGUGCUUCACUCCAAAUUAAAAAAAAAAAAAAAAAAAGAAAAAGAGAGAGAGAAAAAUGAUUUUUGUUUGCUUGGCCUCCAUUGAAUAUAAACAAGGAAAAGUGAGGCGAGGAAAUUAUGAAUUAUUUCCUAAACACGGCUUUGAUCAUAAUAUAGGCAACUAAAUGUGUAGAUGGUUAUCUUCGACAAUAUUGUUUCAGGAGGAAAAAAAAGGUUGUAUAGUAUUUUCUUCUGUAAAAACUAUAUAUGAACAAAAAUGCUCUUUGAUUAAAAGCUUCCUUUAAAAAGAAAAUAAAAAGGAGAAAUAAAGAAUAAAAAGUUAAAAACUGAACUAACACCAGUAUAGUUUGCUUGUAUGUGUGUGUGUGUGUGUGCGACAGUAUGUAAGCGUGUGUGUGAGGUUUUAUUGUUAUUACCAUGGUUUCCCCAUAGUGGUAGAGGAAUUAGUGGUAAUUAAAUCUAUACGAGUCACAUUAUUGUAGCACUGAACAUUGGAGUGUAUUUCUACCUUUUACGCAACAAAGUCAUCAUUUUCAAAGCUGUAUAUCACGUGCGAUCACAAUAACAAUGAUAUCUGCAUAAUUUAAUACCAUCCACAACUCUUUGUUUGCUAUUGUUUUGGUGUUUGUUUUAUUUAAUUGAACUUAUGUAUUUUGCAUAUGGCAUGCCCCUCUCACAGGCCGUUUGUUCUCUGGUCUCAAGUGCAAAGGCGCAGGACUCACACUGAAGCAGCUGUUUGCCUGGGAGAUACUGUGCACUUGAAUACAUUUUAUGUGUGUAAAAUAGCAGGAUUUGUAAAGAGUCGAAAUAAAGAAAUUCUAAUUAUUAUAACAAUGCAAA